AGCCAGACUGGACCAGAACCUUCAGAGUUCUGUACAGUUCAGAUUUAUAACAACAACAGCUCCACCCAACAUGUGACGAAGAAAGACACAAGAUAUGAAGACACGGAACUGAACAAGGUGAACCGGCACACAGAGAGACAGGUGCUGGACGCAAGAAUUCUGACAAAAGAGGACAUCACAGCAAGAUGACUCCUUCUCCUCCUUCCCCUCCUUCUCCUCCUUCUCCUCCUUCUCCUCCUUCUCCUCUUUCAACUCCUCCAAUCCCAAAGCCUCGGUCUCGGUAUAUGAGGGGCAGCCGGAGCUCCAUCUCCUCACUGGACAGAGACUUGAGUGGUAGAAACCUGGACCCAGCUUCCCCCAAUGGCGCUCAUCAGAACACAGCAGAUAAAGAUGCUCCUCCUCUUUCUUCGCUUGCUCCGUCAACCCAGGCCGCCUUCCCGACUUUGGCCAGUGUCACUGACAUCAUCACCGCCAACAUCCCGUCGCUGGCGGGGGUGGCUGCCGCCCUCGGAGACUCCUCCUCCUCAACCCCCUCGGCCCCGCCAGCUCCUCCCUCCAUAGACGCCUUGGCUAGCAGCAUCUCUGCACCUGAUUUAACAGAAGUUGCUAACCCUAUGGGCAACCCUACUGCAAAAGUAUUAAACCCUGCCCCCAUCACACCUGAACCUGCUGCUGACACCGGUGCUGCAAGUUUCCACGACAUAGCUAGUUCACUGGCUAAUAUACCCAGUUUAGCAGGGAUUAUUACCGGUGUUGCUAAUCCAUCAGCCCCGCCCCACUCACCUGUUGAACCCCACCACCUGAUGAGCACUGGAGCUGGAGAAACUCCCAUAGAUGUUGGAGUGCUGUCACAGCUGGUGACGGGAUCUUUAGACCCAGCUUCAGGAGUCCAAUUGCCACCUCUAGCAGGCGCUGCAGAGGGCACAGAAGAAGUUUCAUCUUCCAAAGGAGAAAACCCAUACGUCACCGUGCUGGCCUGCUUGGCCAACCAAGAUGAAGCUGACACAGAGUCGUCCAAUGAGGAGGAGGAUACAGGGCCCAGCCCCGCCCCCUCUGGACCUGAAGCAUCAGUAGAUGGAAACUCGGACCCAACCAACAGAAUCUCUUCCAGUCAUUUAGGACGUUUGAUACCCAUGCGACCGGCGCCUCCCCGUCCUCCCAACAAAAUAAAAAAACCAGCGAAACAGAAGACCCCAAGGGUGGCCACCAUCCGGGUCUCCAGGAAGAAGGGAGCCAGCAGAAAUUCAUCUCCUCAGAGUGCAGUGGUCCGAACCAGCUGGCUCGACGUCUGGAAAGGGUUCAGACACAAUGUUUUGUGGGCAGUGCUGGAUGGACAGCUGAUGUCUCUCUGGAAAAAACGAACAGACCGGUUCAGUGAGGUUCUGUUCCACGUAUCAAGUAUCACCAAUGUAAAGUCUCAGGACAAAGGCCGGUUCUCCGUGUUCUUCAGGAAGAAGCACUAUGACUUCUUGGCUCACAACGAUGAGGUUAAGGAAGGCUGGCUCACAUCUCUCCUGGCGACUCGAGGUACACCAGGGCCCACGCCUUCACAGCUGCAUGGACAAAUCACGAUAAAGGACCCAAGGAGGAGUGUAUAUGCCGCCGUCUGGGGUCACGACCUCUGGAUUUACCCCAACAAGGAGGGCUACCUGCUGGGCGUGGCCUCCUUCUCGGUUCCCCUGAGCUUGGCGUCGGUGAAGCAGACGGGGAAACACUCAUUUUUGCUCAUCACACCAUACAAGAGCUUCAACUGCUCUGUUGAUUCGUCAAAGGAUUUGUCCAACUGGAUGAGCUCCCUGUCUUCUACAAUCCAAAGCGCUCUGUCCUGCAGCCAGGUGGCGCUGCGUCUCUGGGAAAACCCUUACAACAAGGUGUGUGGCGACUGCGGCGAGGCCAACCCUGAGUGGGCGUCAGUCAACCUGCUGCUGGUCAUCUGUCACAACUGCGCAGGUCAACAUCGAGGUCUCAGCACCAACCUGUCCAAGGUCCGGAGUCUGAAGAUGGAUAGCAAGGUCUGGACAGAGCCACUGGUACAGCUUUUCAUUCUCUAUGGCAACCGGCUGGCCAAUCAGGUGUGGGCUCCAGCUGUACCAGCGGCAGACCAGCUGCGGCCGGAGUCUUCAGAAGAGGAGAGAUCAAAAUUCAUCCAGGACAAAUACAGCAGGGGGCGCUACAGACGGGUCCACGCUCUGACAUCCAGUCGCUCCAUGAUGGAUCAGAGGCUGCGUCAGGUGGCCUGCAGUGAUGACAUCGAGGAAACAAUGUCUCUGAUCUGUUCUGGAGCAAAGGUGUGUCCAUCUGACCCGCAGAGCCCCUCCCCCAUCCUGCUGGCGGAGAGAGCCAAUCAAGCGCUGCAGACUGAGCUGCUACGGCUCAAUGAGUACACGGAAAUUCCACUUCACCAGCCGCAGGCAACCAGAAGAAGACUUGGCUCCACCGUCUCAGUUGAGGAAGAGGAGGCGCUUCAUGGUAAACUGGAGGAAGAUCGAUUUCUCUUCUCACUGGAAAACGACUCAGCAGCCUGCGAUGUCCUUGACCUGCGAGAAGUUCUGUCCGUCUUCCUGAAAGAUGGAGUUGAUCAUCAGUUUGAGUUGGUAGCGCUGAACGAUCAGCUGGUCUGUGACGCUGAUGAUGAGGAGACGCUGCAAAAUCACCUCAAUCAUAUUCUGAAGGUGAUUCUCCCAGGAGGUGUGUCUUAUGCAGAGGUGGGCGGGGCCAUGGCUGCCAGUAAAGUGUGCAUUGUUGAAGUGGGCGGGGCCUCGAGUCAGACGGAGGCCUGGUUGCUUCUGUGGGAGGAAGGUGUCAGCGUUCACCCUGUCAACAUACAAACACAGCAGGCUCUGAGGAUUGAACUGAGCAUGCUCAGUAACCAUGAAAUGAAUCCAGCUGAAAACAUCAUCACCAUGACAACCACAGACAGGACUGUGUCGCUGCGCUUCCAGGAGCAGUACAGUUGUCGCACCUGGUUUACCCACCUGAAGAAGGUUCUGAGCACCCAGAUCUCAGCGCCACGGCUGCCUCCGGUGGCCCGUCAGAGUCUGUACCCGGUCAUCGACAGUGAGUUCAGAGGUUCAGUACCAGCCGCCAUUGAGCGCUGCAUCUCCCACAUCACCACCUAUGGUCUGAAGGUGGAGGGCGUGUACCGGCGCUGCGGCCUCGCCACCAAGGUGAAGCAGCUGGUGGAAGUGCUGAUGACAUCACCAAAUGCCACCCCUCUGGAGAGUAAUGAUCAGGGUGUGGUGGAUGCGAGCUCCGCCCUCAAACAAUACAUCCGCCAGCAGCAGAAUCUGAUUCCUGAUGGACACAGAAAACAGUGGCUGCAGGCUGCAGGGAUUUCAGGAGAACGCAGCCGGUUUAAAGAGUACAGACGGUUACUACGGCAACUCCCUGACAACAACAGAGCAACGCUGAACGCUCUCUUUGGACACUUCUACAUGGUCCAGGUGUUCUCGCAGGUGAACAAGAUGUCUGCUCACAACCUGGCUGUGGUCCUGGUUCCGUCUCUCUUUCAGGCCAUGAACCAGGAGCUGAUCCUCCUGACCAGAGAGUUCAUCAUCCACCACACUCUGCUCUUCCUGACACCAGGAGGAGAAGCCAGGGAGGGAGAGGAGGAGGAGGAGGAGAUCACUGUUCUCUGAUAAAGAUGCUUGGACGUUCCCUGAUCUUACCGUCUCUGAGGUGUCUCUGUUCAUGUGUUUAACGAGCUGAUUUAGAACAAACUGUUUUAUAUGAGUUACUAACAUCUUAACCUGAAAAUACCCGAGCCUCCACAAUCGCUGAGAUCAAUCAAGUUAACAUAAACCAGGAGACAACACAAGCAGCUCACCAAACCAGUGGGUAAAAGCUCAGCUUUAGCGCUGUAAAACCUUUUCUCCCUAAAUUAAACACAGCUCUAGUUGGUGCUACAAUUAGUUAACGUUUAUCUCCACUCGCGCCGUGGGUUUACCUCAGAUUACCAAACUACUGAGCACUAGACGCAGUUAGAACUUUAAAUCUACUGUUAGGUAGCUGAAGACAUGUCUUUGUAGAUUAAACUAAUUAAAGUAAAUUAAUUUAAUCUUCCCCAGUGGUGCAUUAUGUUUACUGGUAGACCCUGAAACAAGAAGCUAUACCAGGGUUCCAUCUUGAGGAGACAUUCUAUCGUUCAUUCUCGAUCGGACAAUCGCUUCAGAGAAAUGGCUCUGUGAAUUGUUCUAUUGACUGAGAAGAUUCCACAGAGAUGUCAAUCAUCCAGAUCCAUCAUCAUUCCUGAGAUAUGUCCUUAAACCCCCACAGCUCUGCAACUGUUCCACUUUUAGGCACUAGAACGUCCUGAAGAGCUAAUCGAUACAAACAUCAGUCAAGGUCCAGUAGAUGGUGAGAUGUUCUGGAAUGGAUUUCUCAGGUUCAAACGACAUGAAUCUAAAGAGAUAUGAGCUCUAAAAGCUAAAUAUUUAGUCUGAUUUAUGUUAUUUAUCUGUAUUUACUCUGAUCUGAUAGUAUUUAUACUUCAUUUUCCACCUGUUUCUAUUGACGCACACCUGCUAGUUGUUGAGAUAAAUUCAUGUCACAUCCUAUUAUUUUAGAGCAGGAACCUCAAAUAUAACUUCACUAUGUAAAACUCCUGACCAUCAUUUACGAGUUUAUCACAGAUGAGCUGAAAACUGAGCUGAUGUCAGUCUGAAUGUGAAGGAAAGCCGCUGAGUCAAACAGCAUCCUACUUUACUAAAACUUAUUUAAAAUCUUCAUCCUCUUCCUAUUUUGUUCAUGUUUGAUGACUUUUAUGGGAUUGCUGUAUUUUCUUCUGAAAAAUAAAAGUAUUUUGCUUCAAA
Molecule: messenger RNA, 4811 nt
Organism: Cololabis saira (Pacific saury)
Lineage: Eukaryota; Metazoa; Chordata; Actinopteri; Beloniformes; Belonidae
Product: arf-GAP with Rho-GAP domain, ANK repeat and PH domain-containing protein 1
Exons: 27
Coding region: 186-3638 (1150 amino acids)
Biological process (GO): signal transduction
Molecular function (GO): GTPase activator activity
Source: RefSeq, a predicted model, not a curated record